Kazachstania africana CBS 2517 is the source of this 693-nucleotide messenger RNA. RefSeq names its product Isc10p (gene ISC10). The coding region runs from base 1 to 693 and encodes 230 amino acids. The record is from RefSeq and is a predicted model, not a curated record. The transcript has a single exon. Lineage: Eukaryota; Fungi; Ascomycota; Saccharomycetes; Saccharomycetales; Saccharomycetaceae.
AUGAAUGUACUCACUCCCAAUACUAAUGAGAAUAUUGUUAAGAUCUCUGUAAACAACCUAAAAAGCAAAAAGUUUGCUUUCCCUAGUCCUUGUUUAGACACCAACGAGGAAAAUGUUGACUUAAGAGAGGAUUGGGAAUAUGAUAUUGCUACAAAUUAUGAAAAGCUUCUUCGUUAUCAGGAUGAUCAAGAUAUUGGAAAAUUUGAAGACAUUAAUCUAUCCUACGAUAUCGAAUCGCCAAGACUGCCGAUUAUAGAAGAAUUAGAUUUAUCUUCAAUUCCUAAACGUUAUCAAAACGGUAAAUUUGACUGUCAUCCCUUUUUCCAUUGUGUUGAUUAUGAAAGUAAAUUUGAUACAGAUGAUAUUCUAGAGUUGAUUGUGAAUGAUGAAAUUAAUGAUGUGGUUCCUAUUUUCGACAGAGAGUUAGAAUUUAAAGAAUUGGAAAUGAAAACGUCCAAAUUUGAUUGUGUAGUGCAUUUUUUAUUAGGAGUGGAUACAACUGGAUAUUUCGAACUAAAAAAGCAAAGAAGUCUAUUUUUGGAGUCGCCUUGGAGACAAUAUAUUGAACCAUUGCGAUAUGCAGAUGCCGAACUUACGAUAAAUGACAGUUGUAGUGAUGUCGAUUUCGAUGAGAUUGAGCAGUCUUCUAACUACGAUGGGAAUGAAAGUGAGCAAAGUCAGGAAUACAUUUGA